This is a messenger RNA of Seminavis robusta, 1721 nucleotides long. NCBI's taxonomy places the organism in Eukaryota, Bacillariophyta, Bacillariophyceae, Naviculales, Naviculaceae. The record is from the annotation of a GenBank genome assembly.
GCCAUGCCGGCGGGCCUCCACAAAACGAGGUUGGCUCCAUUUCCGCUGGUUUUUGAUGUGCAAUGCAAGCCAAUCCCAGAGAAGACUGACAGUACUAACAGCUAGCUUGUAAACACUGCGACCCACCACGGCACGGCACCAUUGUUACCAACACCACCAGACAGCUAGCUAGUCAGUCAGUGUAGUGCUGCAUGAUAUCGUCUUUGCAUCAAGUCAGACAUAGAGUAGUACUGUAGCAUUGACGCAGAACAACAAUCAGCGACGUGUGUGUGGGGUGGUUCACCGUCGGAUACGGAAGUUACUUGUCAUUGUUGUGUGAUUGUUCGGUGUGGAGGAAGAAAAGGAAAGAGCGCAACUAGCUAGUCUGCUGCAGUCUCUCCUCUGAUCUCAAUCAAAACAAAAAGCCAACAAACCAACAACCCAAGAACGAACGAAAAAGAGCACAAACAGCCAAAGUGUUUGUCCAAUACGACAACAAGCAACAUCACGGCACCGCCACAAUGGCGUCAUCUGGCAAAUUCAUCCCACAACAAGGCGGCGGCGUGGACAAGUCAGUCGGCGGUGCACAUUCCACAGCCAGCAAAGGCAAAAGUAGUUCAUCAUUAUUCUGUAUACCGUGUGGUGGACAAAAGCUAGAGUACUUGGACUAUGAUUACACCUACGAUGACACAACGCAUGGAAAGCGCAAACCACAGCCAUACCCGCGUAUUCGAGAGAGAGGAGAAUACUACAUUGACAGCUUCAAUGAUCAACCAUGGGCUUGUACCUUUGGAACUGGGGAACACAAUGGGAUCUGGUUCAAUUCCAGUGAUCAAGCAGGAACCAUCAUGUCAGCGCUAGUCUGGCUGCUCAUGCUCUAUUCAGCAGUAACAGUGACACUCUUGACCAUCACAGAAGGGAUCCCUGUAGGAUUGGGGAUGGUCUAUAACAUGCUAUGUGUAAUGGCAUUGUCUUCCCACGCAAAAACAUCAUUAUCAGAUCCAGGAAGUGUACCCAUCCAAGCCAUUCCCAGCGAAAGACAACGUCUCAUGAAGGACAGCCAUUCCAUGUGCGGACAGUGUCAGACAUUCAAACCACCCAUGUCCCAUCAUUGCCGUAUUUGCAAUCGAUGUAUUAGUCGGAUGGACCAUCAUUGCCCUUGGAUGAACAACUGUGUCGGCGCCGGCAAUCUGAAACACUUUCUUCUCUUUUUGCUGUACACAUGGACAUGUGCAGCGUACUCAUUGGCCCUGUUUGGUUGGAACUACUUUUUCUGUGCGGAUGAAGAUUGUACCUUUCAUCCGGUGGUUGUUCAUUUGGUUCGCGUCAUGACGUUGUUGGGCAUUGGCGCCUUUUUGUUUACCUCCAGUAUGCUUAUGAAUGUAUGUUAUGGUCUCAUGACGGGUAUUGGUACGAUUGACCGCCUGAAGAAGAAAGCAACCAAUACCAUGAACCAGAGUGAUGAAGAACCCAUUCCCUUGAAAGAUGUGUUUGGGAUUGCCGGACUUCACACUUGGCCCUUUCCGGUAGAUCCAGUUUUUGAUGACUAUGAUCGUGUGAUGGGCUACUGCACACCGCAACGAAUGGACCGAGAACGACAAUUCAUGGAGCACAAGCGACCAGUUCCGGUACCGGAUAUUCAUCAUUCGCAAUCAUUGGAGCUGCCCAAAUGCUUCAACGAUUUGCUACCUGUUUAGUACAUUUUAAAAUUAUAAUAUUAAUCAAUGCUUCUUCGCGUAUUU